Plasmodium gaboni is the source of this 758-nucleotide messenger RNA. RefSeq names its product putative aquaporin. Gene Ontology annotation, cellular component: plasma membrane. NCBI's taxonomy places the organism in Eukaryota, Apicomplexa, Aconoidasida, Haemosporida, Plasmodiidae. The annotation marks the transcript as partial. Gene Ontology annotation, molecular function: water channel activity. The transcript has a single exon. The record is from RefSeq and is a predicted model, not a curated record.
AUACCUUAUUACCAAAAAAAGAAAUUAUGAAAACAUUUCUUUGUGAAUUUAUAUCAACAUUUUUAAUAACUUUGUUAUUAUUAAGUUUAUAUAAUUAUAAAAAGAAAUUUAUGGAAGAAAAUAAAAAUGAUCAAUCAUUGACCUUUAAUAUAAACAAAUUAAGAAAUAUGAGUUCUUUAUAUAAUUUUAAUACAUAUGAAGAUUUCUAUUCAUAUGACAUGUUCAAUACUAAUCAUAAUAGAAAAUAUAAUUCCCUUUUAUAUAUUGAUAAUAAAUAUAUUAAAUAUAUAAUGAAUCAUAUAUUUUACUUAUUAUUUAUUUUCUUUUCUUUAUUAUUUUUUGUUUUUGUAACAAAUACAACAUUAAAUCCAAUGUUUUCAACAUCUACAUUAUAUACAUAUUUAUAUUAUAAAAUUUUCAAAGCAUCAAAUUCUUUUAAAAUAUAUUCCAUAUUUAUAUCAUUUUUAAGUAUUACAAAAAUAUUUCAACUACUAAUCUUUUAUAUUCAGUCAUUACCAUUAUGGAUAGGCCCUUACUUUGGAUCAGCAUUUGCCGCAUCCUUCCUAGCACUUUUUAAAGAAAACGAAGAAGAAAUUAUCAACAUUAUUGAUACAAAUGUAUAUUCAUCCUAUAACAAAAAGAAAGAACAAAUACCAUUAAUAGAUAAAAACAGUGCAAAGCAAAACGCUUAUCUUAUUGAAUACAAUGAUAAUAUACAUUAUAAUUCAUAUAAUUAUUUACUACCCAGCGUCUUUUAA